AUGCGGAAGUAUGGAGUUCAACAUAGAUUGGCUACUCCCUAUCAUCCUCAAACAAACGGGCAAGCCGAAGUUUCUAAUCGGGAGAUAAAGCAAAUCUUGGAGAAGACGGUGAAUCCAUCAAGGAAGGAUUGGAGUUCAAGGCUAGACGAUGCAUUGUGGGCUUAUCGAACGGCCUACAAAACUCCCAUUGGCAUGUCACCUUAUCGCUUGAUUUUUGGGAAGAUGUGUCACUUACCUGUUGGAUUGGAGCAUAGAGCAUAUUGGGCAAUCAAGAAGGUGAACAUGCAAUCGCCCAAGUGUGAGGAGGAGAGGAGAUUUCAACUUCAAGAGUUGGAAGAGCUUCGUCUUGAAGCUUAUGACGCAGCGGCGUGGUACAAGGAUCGCACCAAGAUGUGGCACGACAAGAAUCUGCGAGGAAAGACAUUUGAAGUCGGCCAAAGGUGCUGUUUUCCAAUCAAAGCUGCGAUUGAUGCCCGGGAAAUUGAAGACGAAGUGGAUUGGCCCCUUCGUUAUACAGUCUGUUUGCCCAAACGGAGCAUUUGA
Salvia miltiorrhiza (redroot sage) is the source of this 543-nucleotide messenger RNA. RefSeq lists its product as uncharacterized. Lineage: Eukaryota; Viridiplantae; Streptophyta; Magnoliopsida; Lamiales; Lamiaceae. The transcript has a single exon. Gene Ontology annotation, biological process: DNA integration. The record is from RefSeq and is a predicted model, not a curated record. Gene Ontology annotation, molecular function: nucleic acid binding. The coding region runs from base 1 to 543 and encodes 180 amino acids.